AGAUGGCCCAGUGGCAGGACCUGCUGCGGCUGGACGCGGCCCUCCAGGCCCGGGUGAGCCAGCUGUACGAGGGGAGGUUUCCCAGAGAGAUCCGCCACUACCUGUGCGUCCUAAUAGAGAGCCUGGACUGGGAUUUGGCAGCUGGGGAUGAAAAUGCAGCAAGCACAUGUUUCCAUGCACUGCUGGAGGAUCUGCAAGAACAGUGGAUCCGUUCCGUGCAGGAGAACAUCCUCUUACAGGGACCUGAUUACACUGGGAUGAAGGACUACCUGCUGAAAAACUUUGAAGAUAAGCCACUGAACCUGGCUGUAAUCCUCUCUGAGUGCCUGAAGGAGGAACAGAAGAUCAAGGCUUCAGCCUCUGAAGCACAGGCUUGUGGCAGUCCAGACAUGGAUCAAAAAUGGAAAUGGAAAGAUAUGGACAACAAAAUCAAUGAACUGAAAAGACUGAUUAUGGAGGUGAAUAAGGAAAUUAAGUCACUGGAGAUUCUUAAUGACAACCUUGACUUCAUACAGAAGACCUGGCAAAACAAAGUGGAGCAGGACAUUGGAUUGGCCCAGUCCCAUGCUGUUGUGGAAGAGGAAUGUCGUAAGCGGACCAACUUUAUCAUACAAACAAAGCAGGUGGUGCUGCAGGAGAUCGUGAACAUUUUGAACCUGGCUCAGCCGAUUGUGGCGACUCUCACCGAGGUGGAGCUGCCCGAAUGGAGGCUCAGGCAGCAGCUGGCCUGCAUUGGAAGCCUGGCCAACACCUGUCUGGACCAUCUCCAGAAGUGGUUCACAGCUGUGGCCGAGGUGCUACUGCGAGUGCGCGAACAGCUGCAGAAACUGAAAGAGCAGAACAACACACCCGACAGCACCGAUGCCUCCAUCCUGCCUGGCCUCAUGGCAAUAAUUGAGAACCAAACACUGUCCUUGUUCACACAACUACUUGCAAAUGCUCUGGUGGUUGAGAAACAGCCGAUCAUGUCGAGUUUACCACAACGACCUCUGAUACUGAAGACCGGAGUGCGCUUCUCCGUGAGAGUGAGGUUCUUGGCAAACCUUCCAGAAUUCAAGUGCCUGCUCAAAGUCAAACCUGUAUUUGACAAGGAUGUUGAAGAAAUCAAAACGGUUAAAUGGUUCCGUCACUUCGACUUCAACAGCGAUGAGUGUAAAGUGUUGGACGUGGACUCGCCCAAUGGAGACUUGGUGACAGAAUUUGGUCACAUGUCUCUCAAGGAAAUCAAAGGAAGAGCGAAAGGAUCAAUUGAGAGUCGCCUGGCAGUCACUGAAGAACUCCACAUCAUUAAGUUUGUGACAGAGUUCCGCCAUGUUGGACUGGAACUCAACAUUGAGGCCAGCACUCUGCCUGUGGUUGUCAUCUCCGCUACCACGCAGGUCUCCAGCGCCUGGGCCUCCAUCAUGUGGAACAACAUGCUGUCCACCGGUGACUCCAGGAACCUGCAGUUGUUUGUGGACCCUCCUCCCCUUACAUGGGAGCAGCUGUCCCAGGUUCUCAGCUGGCAGUUUUUGUGCACUGGCAUGCGGGAGCUCGACGAAAACCAGCUCUCCGUGCUAAGAAACAAGAUUGUGGAUGAUCCUGAUGAUCUAGUUCACUGGAGCAAGUUCUCCAAGAAUGAAAAUGCCUGGCUCUGGAUUGAUGGAAUCCUGGAUCUGAUCAGAAAACACUUGGUUGAUCUGUGGCGGGAUGGGUCCAUCAUGGGGUUCAUCAGCAGGGAGAGAACAGCUGAACUGUUGAAGGAAAAACGGACCGGGACCUUUCUGCUCCGCUUUAGCGAGAGCAAAACAAAUGGAGCCAUCAGCUUCAGCUGGGUCGACAACGCCAAUGGUGCGCCUUUUGUGCAUUCAAUAGAUCCCUACACCAAGGACGAGCUGGAGAAGACGUCUCUGCCGGACUAUAUCAACACUUACAGUCUGAGAGGCCGGAAGAGCAGACACACCAACCCCCUGCUCUACCUGUACCCAGACAUCCCCAAAGACACCGCCUUUGGACACUACUUCACCAACACUGCAGAGAAAAUGCUGGCCGUAGAUGGAUACGUUCACAGAAAAAGGGGGGAUUUCUCAGAUAACCCUACACCACCUCCGUCUCCACCUAGGGAGCCCAAUACGGACAUGGAAAUGGAGAUGGACUUCGAAACAAAAACACUGGAAUGGAAUGGCUGCCUUACAUGUAGAGAUUUAAAAAAUUGAAGAGACCACUCGUUUUCAUUAAUCUCAGAGCCGAAUUUGUGUCUGUCUGUGUGUAUAAGUGGUUGUAAGGGUAUGUACAUACAGAAAAAAUUAAGAGACCACUCGUGUAUAUAUACAUAUGUACUGUAUAUAUUUCUUUUUAUAUAUUUGUAUUCUCUUGGAUGGUGAGGAACAGAAUUUCGAUCCCUUGUCUGUGUCACACAAAUAGAGGAAUUGACAAUAAAGUUUACUUUGACUGAUAUGUUUGGCCUCUAGAGGGCAGUGGAACAAGCUGUUACCAUAACAUUGGCAGAGGAUUGUCUCAUUCAAUGGUUCUCAACCUUUUUCUGUCAUUCC
This is a messenger RNA of Notothenia coriiceps (black rockcod), 2531 nucleotides long. RefSeq names its product signal transducer and activator of transcription 1-alpha/beta-like. The coding region runs from base 3 to 2195 and encodes 730 amino acids. The record is from RefSeq and is a predicted model, not a curated record. NCBI's taxonomy places the organism in Eukaryota, Metazoa, Chordata, Actinopteri, Perciformes, Nototheniidae. Gene Ontology annotation, biological process: signal transduction; regulation of DNA-templated transcription. Gene Ontology annotation, molecular function: DNA-binding transcription factor activity; DNA binding. The transcript has 23 exons.